This is a messenger RNA of Astrephomene gubernaculifera, 1189 nucleotides long. The record is from the annotation of a GenBank genome assembly. Lineage: Eukaryota; Viridiplantae; Chlorophyta; Chlorophyceae; Chlamydomonadales; Astrephomenaceae.
GGAUGACGCGUACACCGGCGGUAGCAUUAGUGGGUAUCUCGUCGUAGUUGACUCUACAAGGGCAGCUUACCAUCAACUCGGUUGCCGACACUCUUGCCCAGGAACAGUAACGAUUCGCAUGUUAUUGGGUUUAAACACAGUAUAACUAUCACCGCAACAGACAGUUGUCGACUAACAUGGCGCAGCGGCAAGCGGCGCAGGGCAUCGCGGGCGUCGCUGCGGCCCUACGGACCAUAGCUCAGCAAACGGGCACCUGGGGCGCAAGACCACUGGGGUCUCUCAUCACCUCCCAGCCAAGCACCAGCUUUGCAGCGGCGUUUCAAUGCGAGCAAGUCAGCCCCUGCCGCGGCAUGGCCCGCGGCUCCCCCUUCACCGGCUUCAACCCGGGGUCCUGGUUCGACUACCGCAAGAUCGUCUACCCGGACGUGUAUGACGCCAAUGAGUCGCUGUUGUGCGACCGUUACAAGACCCAUGGGACGGUGGUGGAGCGCUUCCAGCCGCCGCAGCCGUACACCAAUUGGAACCCGCUGCUGGACCCGGAACUGGAGCGGCGGGUCAAGUACUGGCACACGUGGUUCUGGACCAGCCUGGUGUGCUACCGCUCGCUGUGGGCCUACCGCAAGCCGCAGCUGCAGCAGCGCAUGCUGGACGCCUACAAGAACGUCAACGCGGCGCUGGCAACCGGGGACCUCAGCCUGGCGGAGCCGUACGUCUCAGAGCCCAUGUUGCAGCGCCUGGGCGGCGAGAUCGCUCGCCGCGGCCGCUCCACGCGUGUGGAGUGGCGGCUGGUGGGUGAGCCCGACCCCAAGGACAUCACCUUUGUGCACGGCGCCGUGGUGGGCAACCCCAUGAAGCAGGGCCGGCUGAGCUUCGUGCAGUGGACGGCGCGCAUCCCCUCCAAGCAGGUGGUGGCGGUGUACGAUGCGCGCGGGAGGCUGCUGGCAGGCGACCCCAACAAGGAGCUGGAUGUGGUGGACUACUGGGUGUUCGAGCGGCCCAUCCUGAAGGCCUGGGUCAUCCCGCGACCGGGGCCGCAGGGGGCGACAUGGCGACUGGUGGACCGGCUGCAAGUGUGAUGGGUGGAGAUGUGAGGUGGUGUAAUGGGUAGAGGUGUGUGGUGGAGGCAGAGGUGUGAUGAGCCGCAAAGCACACGCAUGGCAGCAUAUGCAGGGGGAACAGGGGAGCAGAG